This is a messenger RNA of Python bivittatus (Burmese python), 899 nucleotides long. The record is from RefSeq and is a predicted model, not a curated record. Lineage: Eukaryota; Metazoa; Chordata; Lepidosauria; Squamata; Pythonidae.
AUACAGAUUGUUACCAAUGCCCAGAAGAUCAGUAUGCUAACCAUGAAAAAAACAGAUGCAUCCCUAAAAGAAUAAACUUUCUUUCUUAUGAGGAACCUUUAGGGAUCAGCUUAGCUUCAGUUGCUGUGUCUUUUUCCCUGGUAACAGUAUGGGUGCUUAGAACUUUUUUUAAGCACAAAGACAGCCCCAUUGUCAAAGCCAAUAACUGGGAACUCAGUUACACUCUACUUGUUUGUCUCCUGCUCUGCUUCCUUUGCUCUUUGCUCUUUCUUGGGCAACCAAGAAAAGCCACCUGCUCUUUUAGACAAUCUGCUUUUGGUGUCAUCUUCUCUGUGGCAAUUUCUUGUCUGUUGGCCAAAACCAUCCUUGUUUCUCUAGCAUUUAUAGCCAAAAAGCCUGGAUCAAAGAUGAGGGCAUGGGUGGGGAAAAGACUGGCCCUUUCCAUUAUCCUUUCCUGCUCUCUUCUCCAAGCCAGCAUUUGUACUGUGUGGUUGUCAAUCUAUCCCCCAUUCCCUGAGUUAGACAUGCAUUCAGUAAAUGAAGAAAUCAUUCUGCAAUGCAAUGAAGGAUUGGUCUCCAUGUUUUACUGUAUUCUGGGUUAUCUGGGUCUCUUGGCCUUUGCUAGCUUCAAUGUGGCAUUCCAGGCUCGUAAAUUGCCAGACAGCUUUAAUGAAGCCAAGUUCAUCACCUUCAGCAUGUUGGCCUUCUGCAGUGUGUGGGUCUCCUUUGUUCCAACCUAUCUAAGUACUAGAGGAAAAGCCAUGGUGGCUGUGGAGAUUUUCUCCAUCUUGUCCUCCAGUGCUGGGUUAUUAGGAUGUAUCUUUUUCCCUAAAUGCUACAUCAUUGUAUUGAGACCUGAGCUAAACAACAAGGAACACUUAAUAAGGAGAAAAGACUGA